Exophiala bonariae is the source of this 2550-nucleotide messenger RNA. RefSeq lists its product as uncharacterized. Gene Ontology annotation, biological process: exocytosis; Golgi to plasma membrane transport. Gene Ontology annotation, cellular component: exocyst; cytoplasm. The transcript has a single exon. Bases 1 to 2550 code for a protein of 849 amino acids. Lineage: Eukaryota; Fungi; Ascomycota; Eurotiomycetes; Chaetothyriales; Herpotrichiellaceae. The record is from RefSeq and is a predicted model, not a curated record.
AUGGACUACCAACAACCCGCUGGCCUUGCCCAAGCCUCCGACCAACCCGGCCGCACCAUCUUUCCUCAAGGCCCGGCAUUCAACCUCAAUGACUUCUCCGAUCGUGAUUUCAUAGCCAAAGACUUCAUUGAAUCCCUCACCGAAAGUGCCCAACCCUCCAAGCGACGUUCACAUGGCGCGGCUGCUCCUUUCGACCCCAAACCCUUGAUUCGUACCUUUGAACAGGCUGCUCGACGACUAGAUGACCUGUCGGGCGAAUUAGAACAGAGUGAAAAUGAACUGUCUGCUGCGGUAAGAAAGGCAGAGGCUCAGCAUGCAGGAAACACCGAGACUUUGGGUAGAAAACUCAACCAGACAAUUGAAAGUUUCCAGAAAUUGGACACAUCUUUAAAGUCGGACAGGGGUGAGAGAUGGGGAGGUAAUGUCGCCGUCGAGACAGGCCGACGUCUGGAAGAACUAGAUCGACAAAGGAGAAGGGCUCUUGAUGCCCACUUCCUGAUCGAAUGCUGGGAUGAAGUCAGUAAUCGGGGCGAAGUGACUCUCCUGGAGAACCUGCGACGGUCUGGAACCGGCGAGGGAAAGAUCCGAUCUGCUAACAUCGCAAGGCAGCUCCUGAGAAUAAGUCAACGCCUUGAUCCCAAAAGUCACGGUCAAGUAAAUGGCACAAAGACUGUUGGAAUUACAAAUGGUGUUGCAGGAUCCAAGAAUUUCAACACUCGAGAGAUCAUUGAGAAAUUCAUCGAAACACUGGAGAAUGAUAUGCUCAAACUAUUCGACGACUUUUACCGGCGGCAGAAUUUCGAGGAAAUGAAAAACUGUGCCAUUGUUUUACAAGAUUUCAAUGGUGGUGCCUCAGUCCAAGCAUCCUUUGUCAAUCAGCACCAAUUCUUCAUCGACCGAAGUAAUUUGGUGACCGAUGAAGUGGGUGGGGACCAAGAUACCUGGAUUCAUCUUUCUGAUCCUGAUGCCGAAUUGCCAGGUGUGGAACCAGGCCUACAAUCACUGAUAGAUGAAGUAAGAGUGGUUGUCCAGGAAGAAUCAGCGAUUAUCAAGAGAGCAUUCCCAUAUCCCGAGCAAGUUCUAGGCAAGUUUGUGCAACGUGUAUUCCAACAAUCCAUCCAACAGAGAUUGGAGCUCGUACUAGAGAAGGCCGAGUCAGAGUCGACCCUGGCGUAUCUCAGAUCCCUGCAAGCAGCAAGGAGCUAUAUCAGUAUUCUAGUGGAGGACCUCAAAGCGCACGGGCUGACGGAGCACCCGGAGACUGUCACAUCACAAACCAGUCAAUUAUUGGACCAACAGCUCGACGAACUAUUUACUCCCUACUUUGGCGGAUCAGCCUACAUUGACAAAGAGAAACACAACCUGCAAGAAUUAUACAAAUCACUGUUGUUCAAAUUCGAGCUUUUUCACUCGAGAAGACAAAAAGAGCCCAAGACAUAUCUCGCGUCUUUGAGAAAUCGUGGUCAGGAGCUUCUGGCUUCGGCAAGGGAAGCUACGGACGCGUAUGUCAAGAGCCUGGAUCUGGAGAAAAUGUCGUCCACCCAGAAAAGAAUCCUUCUAUCCGUUGCCGGUCUUAAAAGCACCGACAAAUCUUUGCCUGAAAUUGAGCUAUCUGAAGAGAAUGGAAGGCUACAUGUUGCCUUUGCUAAACGAAUGCUCAAAUGGCUCGCCGAAGGAGUCCGUCGAGGUCUUGAGCUCGGCGGAGGCUCCGAGACACCCAAGGACGUUGCGGCUCUGUUGAACCUGAUCAUUAAGAAUCUCAUGACAAACUAUGUCGAAGUGUCUUUAGAAGCCGCAGCAGAAUCCGCCUCAUCGGCCGAAAACACGAAACGGGAACCAGACAUGUCCUACCUAGGCAACCUACGGAUGGCAGUGCACAUCACACAUCUUGUCCACAGCUGCAUCAACACACUGCUGAUCCCACUCGCAGCAUCGAGCCUCACAACCCGACGAGAAAUGGAAAAGAACACACGCACAGCCAUCGUGCGCGUCGAAGACCAAAUUAACACGAUCGAGCAACAAACCGUCGACGCGAUCCUCAACUGGACAUCGCGAUUGCUCACCAACCAAGCGCGCACCGACUUCCGGCCCCGCGCCGACAACGAAGCCCUCUCCCUCGAACAAGCCCAAACACCCACGUGCGACAGCGUCUACAAAUUCCUGCACAACUUCUACGAAACCUCGGCGCAGUCCUUCGACGGCGCGAACCUGAACACGCUCCUUGCCGAAGUGGCCGUGGGCUUCCGCUCGCAGAUCCUCGAGCAUUUCAAGAAAUAUCAGGUCAACCGGAUCGGUGGCGUCAUGCUGGCGCGCGACAUGAGCCGCUAUGUCCAGCUGCUGCGGUCCUGGAACCUCGACGACGGCUUCAAAGCCAGUCUGGAGAUCCUCACCGAGUUGGCCAGUGUCUUUGUCUUGCAUCCCGAGGCGUUGAAGGAGAGGUUGAGGGGCCAGGUGUUGGGGAACAUUGGGAAGGAGAAUCUCAGGCCCUAUUUGUUGAAGAGGGAUGAUUACAUGGAGGUCGGAAUGCAGAGUCUUUUGAAUUCGCUUUAG